UCUCAAUUUAAAAAUAGGAAGGCAAUUAUAGAAGGCCUCCUUCUACGAAGGUUCCCUCCCAUAUCGCUUCGUGCCUUAUCCGCGUUAGAGAGAAGCAGAAUAAUAACCCCUCUAUAUAUCUCUUCACAAGCAGCGUCGCCGCCGCCGCCUCUUCCGAUCUUUCUCUAUUCGCCGCCGCCUCCUUUCUUCGGUAAGACGCUUUCGAUCGCAAUCGCGCACAGGAUUUACUUUUUCAGCUUUAGUUCCCGAGGGUUUCUGUUUGAAUCCACCGCUUCUGUUAUUCCAAUCAAUUCAUUUAACUUGAGGUUUGACAAAAAAUAAACAAUCAUAUAGCUCGAUUUGUCGUUGCUACUGUCUUCUUCGUCCUAAAAUUUGGUUUUGUUUUCAAGAUCCCCCUUUUUGUUCGAUUUGCUGGGUCCAUUUAGGGUUUGGUCUGGGCGAGGAUUUUUCAGAUAUUUUGGCGCUAGGGUUUUUUGUUUUGAGGUAGAGUUUAGGGUUUUGUUCACACAAGCGUGCGUCCAUAUGGCUGCUGGAAGACACGGUGGUUACAGAGACAACGAGUUCAGGAACAGCGAGUCAGACUUGGAUGUGCCCAGAAGGGAAUUAGGGUAUUCCAAGAGGGAUUAUGACCGUGUCAAUCGGGAUCAUGACAGAGUUAAUGUUCGUGACAGGAAUGUUCGAGAUGGGGGAAGAGUCAGAGAGAAGGAUAUAUUUGAAAGAGAAUUGACGAAUGGGGAUUGUCGUUCUGUGUCCAGCAGGAGUGACUCAGGUAGCAGUGAAGGUGGAAGUGGUGGUAAUGCUCGUGGGCGAAGACCUGGAUUUACAGUGAGGGAUGUUGACCGGGAGCCUGGGGAGUUGUCUAGUGAAAGUAGCUCCGAUGGAACUAUGGACAUAGAUAAAGAGGUUGAAGGUGGGGAGGCUAAAAAGUUGGCCAAUGGAAACAGGUCACCUAUGCUGAGUAAGAAAAGGAAAUUCUCUCCAAUCAUUUGGGAUAGAGAUGAUAAGGAGGUGCCUAAAGCUGUAAAUGCAGUUAGUACACAGCCUGCUUCUGACCUUCCUCCUCAGUAUCCAAUGCUGAAGUCAAUUAACACACCCAAGCGUUGUUCUCCUAUGACAGAUAGCAAACUUCAGUAUUCACCUAUUGCUCCUGCUCAACCAAACAGCACUCCUGAAACUCAACCAAACGGUACUCCUGAAACUCACGCUGCAAGUGUCAUUCAAUCCUCUGUUAAUGUAGCUUUUCCCUCCAAUGAUGGUCAAGAAUUUCAGGAUGAUGAGUAUGUACCCACGCGAACCAUACGGUUUUCACGGUGGGCAACUGAUGCUAAUUCCCCAGCCGAUGAAGGUGAAAUAUCAAAUGAUGAUGAAAUUCCCAAAUCAAGAAAGAGAAAGUCAGCUUCCGAGUUCAUGGAACAAAAGGAAAAUUCAAAAACACCAACCCCUGAGGUCUUGGAGCUCCGUAGAGAUUCUGAAGGAACUAGGACCAGGUUAUCUGAAUUUGAGGAGCGUAUUAGAUCUUCCAGUAGAGACAGUUAUGCUGACAAUGAUGGUGACAACAGCGACUACAUGGAUAUUGUAAAGGAGCAGAAUCGUGUGGGUACUAGUUCUAGCCAGUCAGAUACAGAUUCUGAAGAUGACCAUGUCUCACCCAGUACACCGGAGCCUGCACCCCCAAUGCAAAGAAGUGUGAACAUGCUUCAAGGAUGCAGGAGUGUUGAUGAAUUUGAGAGGCUUAACAAGAUUGAUGAAGGCACAUAUGGGGUAGUCUACAGGGCCAGGGAUAAGAAGUCAGGAGAAAUUGUUGCUUUGAAAAGGGUUAAAAUGGAGAAAGAGAGGGAGGGGUUUCCCUUGACUUCUCUAAGGGAGAUCAAUAUUCUUCUCUCAUUUCAUCACCCCUCUAUUGUUGAUGUAAAGGAAGUUGUUGUGGGUAACAGUCUUGAUAAGAUUUUCAUGGUGAUGGAGUAUAUGGAACAUGACCUCAAGGCAUUAAUGGAAACAAUGAAGCAGCCAUUUAGCCAAAGUGAAGUGAAAUGCCUUAUGCUACAGCUUUUGGAGGGAAUCAAGUAUCUCCAUGAUAAUUGGGUUCUUCACCGAGAUUUAAAGACUUCAAAUUUGCUUUUAAAUAACCGUGGUGAGUUAAAGAUCUGUGAUUUUGGCUUAGCUCGACAAUAUGGCAGCCCUCUGAAACCCUAUACUCAAUUGGUGGUUACUUUAUGGUACAGGGCACCAGAACUGUUAUUGGGAGCCAAGCAAUAUUCAACAGCAAUCGAUAUGUGGUCUUUGGGUUGUAUUAUGGCUGAGUUUUUGUCUAAAGAACCACUGUUCAAUGGGAAAUCAGAGAUCGAACAACUUGAUAAGAUUUUCAAAAUCCUUGGCACACCCAACGAAACAAUAUGGCCUGGAUUUUCUAAACUUCCAGGUGUCAAGAUCAGUUUUGUGAAGCAUCAGUAUAACCUGUUGCGUAAGAAGUUUCCAGCCACAUCCUUCACAGGAUCGCCGGUACUUUCGGAUGCUGGCUUAGACUUGUUAAACAAGCUUCUGACUUUUGAUCCUGAGAAGCGUAUAACUGUCGAAGCAGCACUCAAUCACGAGUGGUUUCGUGAAGUUCCUCUUCCCAAGUCUAAAGAAUUUAUGCCCACAUUUCCAGCACAGCAUGCUCAGGACAGGCGGAUGCGACGGGUAUAUAAAAGUCCAGAUCCACUGGAGGAGCUGCGUAGGAAGGAGUUGCAGCAAGGUGAAGUGGGAAAUGGUGGUUUGUUUGGUUAAGAAAAUUCAGUAAUGCUCAUUUGUACUGUUUAAGAUUCUCUUUCUGCAAUACUUGUCAAUUUGAUAUGGUUGAGGUGAGAGAGCCCAUCUACUGAAAGGAAGUUGCAAACCGUGUUUGUGAGAAGGUCACUCGUGCUGUUUUUUAGCAGGCACGUUCUACAAAAUAGGUGGAGAAGGUAUUGUUUUGGCUCAGUAUAUUGCAGAUGUGUUCCAGGGGUGCUUAAAACAAAGACUGCCGGACUGCUUGUCAUGCCGGGUGGUAUGCUGAGGCCUUAAUUUACCAGCCAGAUUCAAUUGAGUCUCGUGUAUGUAACAUAUUUCUUAUUUGCAAAUUGUAAACAGUUUCUAUGACAUUGGUUCUGAAUAGUAGAGCUUAUGGAUUUAUUGGUGUUCAGUAUUGAUGAAUUUAAUUGGGAAUUUUACUUUUCAUCCAUUUUGAUCUUCACAUUGUGUUUGCAAGAGAUGAUGGUGUAAAGCAGGCAGAGUGUUCCACUAUCAUUUUCAUUGAUGAAGACGUAGACAGGAAGUAAUGAAUCACUAUAAAGAAAUGUUGGUUUCACAUGCUUUCUCUUUUACUUUUUAUCACCACACUUCCAGGAUCUGUUGCAUCAACAGGUAAACUGUCUUGCUUGCCUCAAAACUUUUGAAAAAUGGGUUGUCCCCUCUUUUAGAUACACAUUUGUUAGAAGUCCUAGGGUGUACAUAUCAGCCAUGCCUAAAACUCUCUGAUGUAUUAAAAAAUUGAAGAUCAAGCAGACAUAUACAAUCUCCUAUUUCAUUACCCAUACCAUGCUCUUGUGAUGAUGUUGCUCAGGUUCAGAAACUAACCGGAAACUUAGUUUUUUGAGAACCACUUAUCGAGUUCUACCAUUAUUUUUCUUAGCUAGAGACCACUUAGUUUUACAAUCUCCUUUAGCUAGAGAUACAAUUUUUUCUUGAUUCUCUUGCUCAGUCAUUUCUCCGUAAGUUGUUACAUUUUACUGGUUUAUUCAUGUACUUCAUUUGGAAUUUCUUUACAAUGGGCGUUCCUUUUCUUUUUGUUGUGUCACUUGAUUCUACGAGCAACAAUUGGGCGUGCAGUGGAAUGGUAUGCAUUUUCACCCUCAGCUGCGAAUGUUGUUUCACUUGAUUCUACAAGCAGGUUGAGGAACCUAGUUGUUGAGCAUGGACAGAUAUACUUUUGUUUCUGUUGAACUCAAUAAGGUAUCUUUCACCACUAGAAUAUGUUAGUUUCUGCACUUGAGUUUUUAUGCAAGGAUAGGGCUAUGGGCACCAUUUCUUGGCUGAAAAUUUUCACUUCGCAAUGGAACUCAUUUCUUCUUUAACUGAAAAUUCUUGUGAAAUAUCCUGUCCGACUGCCUCAAGAACCAUGUAUUCUGGCUCUGGUUUCAAGAACCAUGUAUUCUGGCUCUGGUUUUUUGGGUAAUACUUUUUAUUCAUUCUUCCUUUUCCUCAUGGGCCCUAAAUAUGGACUUCAAUUGGCAAAUCCUUUUUCUUUUCAAAUUCUUGUUUGCAUUUUUCAUCUCUGGCCCCGUUUAUUACUUUGUGUAUACAAUAACAUUACUAAUUGGAUCAGGUAUUUUAAAAUUAUAUUUAACAAAAUAACAGCCUAUUAAAAACCUAAACAAAACAACUAUUUCCUUCGUUCUUCCCCAAUGCCUUGGUACUUGACUACUUGUAGCUUUAACUACACAGACGUGGGAAACUUCACCCCAAGAUGACUUACUUUUUGGGAAUAAACAAGGGUAUAUUUUCUUUCUUCACCAAUCAGCUUUAAAUAAACACACCUAGACGACAAUGUACAUACCUUAUCUUGUUCUCUGGUUGUAUAUUUGAUAAUACAACAUGGACUUUGAUCUGCUAAGCAUGGGUUGGAUGAGGGAGGAAGAUGGUGUUUGAUCGAUCCUCAAUGGCAUAUAAAGAUUCUGCAACAAGUGGCAAAGCCUUGUAUCUAAGAGCAAAGGCAUGCCACAUGGUAUAUGAUCAAGAUACAAGAAACCAAUUGUGCUUAAUUGGUGUCAUUCUCACUUGUCAUUGCUUGAUGAUUUGCCUUCACUCUAGAGGGCUAGAGGGAGCUUGAUGUUCCAUCUUUAUUCUUUAAUGGGCCUUAAAGCCCACCACUGGUACUUGAGCUGUUUCAUGUAAGAGGUGAUGGUUUGGUGGAACUGCAUGUGGCUAAAGCUUACCACUUGCUUGCUUGUGACUGGAUUGCCUUGUGCUUUGUGAUAUAUUAGUAGUGUUCAUUCAAGCAAACAAUCAAUCAACUGCCUCUGUGGUGGAAUCUGAAGUCCCGGGGAAAAUUUCCUGGAUGCAAUUCAGAUUUGUACCCAAGUGGGGCCCGUAGCAGUGGGUUUCACCAUCUAAAAGCCUUUUUUAAAUCUACAAGCCUAUUUCUGACCAAACAUGCUUUCAUCUACUGGACUUGAUGUGACUAUCAACGUUCCCACAUUGGUGUGGUCCUGUAAUGUGAGGUUGCACUGCAAUAUAGACUAAUUUGUUAGUGACUCAGUUAGUUUUAGAUGUCCAAAGUUCAAACUCGAGUAUCGUCAUUCGUCAAAGCAUAUAUGUCUAAACUCAAGGGUCAUCUAUAGAAAUCAAGUAUCUGUCCUAUACUUGUUUUUAGAAGAAAUAUGAAUGGAAUAUAAAAUGUUAAGAAAUUUGUUCGUAAGUAGUACUACUUGUAUUCCUUUGACAAGACAUGUCUUUGUUUAGUUAACUUGAAUUAUUAUCAUACCAAAACUUUUUGUUACUCCCAAGUAUUGCCCUGAAUUGGCUGAAAUAUGUGGUCAAGUUGUCUUGCACUCUACCUCAUUCAUUCAGCUUACUUGCUUUGUCAACUUCUCCUGUUUGACCUUUUAUAACAGUUGUAUAUUUAAAUUCUUCUAUUUUAUUAUUUUUAAUUUUAAUCUGCUGGUCAAUCAUGAUUUUCUGAAAUACUUCCUCCGUUUAUGGAUGGACCGGUUCCGGUUCGGGCCCGGUUCGGCCCUGGGCCCGGCUGGGCCUCGGUUCAUGAAGGGGAGGCCCGGAACUGGCCCGGGUAACCCCUGUUUUGGCUUUUCCUAGUUAACCCCCAACCCUCCCCACUCACCCCCAAACCAACCCUAACCACCUAAAAUGGUCCAAGAUACCGAGCCCAUCCCAAAAACUUAAAAAAAUUAAAAAAAAAAGGCCAGGCCCGGGCUUGAACCGGCCGGGCCGGUUCACCUUUUGAAGGGCCCGAGCAUGAACUGCCGUCCCACCGGGCCGGGUGGCACGAACCGGUCAACCAACCGGUUCGCCCGGCCGGUCCGGGCCCGCACAUUAGCGGGCUGGUCUGGUUCCGGGCCGGUUGGCCCGGCCCGAGUCCACUCCUACCUCCGUUCCAUAAAAGUUGCAAGAUUGAAAUUUCUGCACUAUUCACACACCU
Molecule: messenger RNA, 6172 nt
Organism: Cuscuta europaea
Lineage: Eukaryota; Viridiplantae; Streptophyta; Magnoliopsida; Solanales; Convolvulaceae
Source: the annotation of a GenBank genome assembly